Molecule: messenger RNA, 1425 nt
Organism: Nicotiana tabacum (common tobacco)
Lineage: Eukaryota; Viridiplantae; Streptophyta; Magnoliopsida; Solanales; Solanaceae
Source: RefSeq, a predicted model, not a curated record
GCAAAAAUGUAGCCAAUGGGUUCCAAGAGGAGACGAACUUGCUUACCAACCGCGGAAAGUUCCUCCAAUUGAGUCCACCUUUUAACUGAAGAAUAUGUAUGGUGACCAAUAAUAUCUCUGAGCUUCAUUCUUGCAUGUCCAUUUCUCUUCCUCGCUGCAAUCUUUGAUUUCGAUAAGACAAUUUCACGAGGAAGAGAGGACAGGAACAUGGGUUUGGAAAUCUUGGAACCUAACACUUGCAUUCGUGGUUGCUGUACCAGCCCGAAAAUCCCCAUUCAUCUCCCUCUUCCUUCUUAUUCUCUCUCUCACCCUAUUGCUCGAGGGGCUGAAAGUGUGGUGUAUGAAGCCAUUCUUGAUGGUAAAAGAGUUGCUGUGAAAAAACCCAUCUUGUCCACCUCUGAGGAUAUUGAUAAAUUCCAUAAAGAACUGCAAUUAUUAUGCAAAUUGGAUCAUCCGGGGAUAGCAAAACUACUGGCGGCGCAUGCCAAGCCGCCAAAUUACAUGUUUUUCUUUGAAUUUUACGAGUCCGGAAAUCUUGCCGGGAAAUUACACGUGGAUGAAUGGAGCCCAAGUAUAAGACAAGCACUUGAAGUUGCAACUCGUCUAGGUGUGUUAUGCAUUUGCAUUUUCCAGCUGCUUGUCAUUUUAUGUGUCAUCAUGGAUAGUGCGUGCUCCCUCUGUUUCAAAAAGAGUUGUACUAUUUCCUUAUUAGUCCGUUUAAAAAAGAUUGACACCUUUCAAUAUUUCCUUAAUAGGGAGCAUUUGUAGCCACACAAAUGCUAUGACAAGUUUCAGGCCACAAGUUUCAAAAGUUUUACAGCCACACAAAUAUUAUGGCUUAUUUAAGACCACAUAUCUGCAAAGUCUUCCCUUAUUUAUUAAAGUUUGUGUCAAUUCAAACUAGGACAAUCUUUUUAAAAUGGAGGGAGUAAUUGUUUUCUUUUUUCCGUUGUAGGGAUGUUAGCUUAUCUAAUAAAGUUAAUGAUUUGAAGUAAUGCCAAAGAAUUUAUAAUGUUUUCCACCAAGGUGAACAAUUAAUAUUGUGAAACUUGCAUUGAGAAUGGGAUCUAUUAGAAUGUGAUAAAACAGAUAUUUAUCAAGAAAAAGAAAAGAAUGUGAUAAGGGAAAAAUAAUAAAUGAGCUUCUAUUGGAAGUCUACAAUACCAGAUUGUGAUUCAUUGAUGAUAGCACAUAUGGACUGAAAUGGGGAAAAAAAGGGCAUGGAUAAUGCUAGAAUCAUUAGUAGACAACUGAACUGCUGAGAUUUAGUAGUUUAGUAAUUAUUUCAACUAUUGAGAAUUUAUUUAACCAUGAUGAAGUAUAUAGAAGAAAAUCAUUGGGUAAUGGAACUGAAACAGAAAAUAGGAGGAGGGAAGCGAGUACCACGACGUUUCAGUAAACAACGACGUUUCAGGAAACGCCAUU